AUGGCACAUACUGCACUCAAUGAUGAUGAAAUUCAAGAAUAUUUCGAUUCACCCGAUGAACUUGACAAGAAAAUCAAAACUUUAGCAAAUUUCAUUCGCAAUGCAAAACAUUUCAUUGUUUAUACUGGAGCAGGUAUAUCAACAUCAGCUGGUAUCAAUGAUUUUCGUGGUCCGAAUGGUGUUUGGACAGCUGAAGCACGAGGUUUUGUUCCACCACCAUCGAACGUUCGUAAUCCAGAACCAACAUUAACACAUAUGGCUUUAGUUGAAUUAAUGCGAAAUGGUUAUUUAAAACUUUUAGUUUCUCAAAAUUGUGAUGGUCUUCAUGUUAAAAGUGGAAUAUCACCAAAUAGAAUCGCUGAAUUACAUGGCAAUUCCAAUUGCGAAGCAUGUGCAAAAUGUGGAAAAGUUUAUUAUAGACAAACACAUGUCAAUCAAUAUGAACAUAAAACAUGGUUAACAGGAAACAUGUGUACAGUACCGAAAUGUAAGGGUCGUUUACGUUGUACAACCGUUGCAUUUUCUCAAUCGAUGCCAGACGUUUGUUUGGAUCGAGCAAUUAAAGAAUCACAAAUUUGUGAUUUAAGUUUAUGUAUGGGCACAUCGAUGCGAGUUGCACCUGCAUGCAAAUUACCAUGUAUGAAUUUAAAAUAUGGACAGAAAAUGGUUAUUAUCAAUUUACAAAAGACUCCAUAUGAUGAUCAGUGUGCAUUGAGAAUAUAUGCACGAUGUGAUGAAGUAAUGAGUAUGGUUAUGAAAGAAUUAAAUUUAACUAUUCCACAAUAUACUGAUCAAAAAUUAUGGUCACAUACACAAUGGAUGGCAGAUUUUGAACAAAAUUGGCUAUUUCGAACUGCUGGUGAUAGAAAUUGGUUUUCGGGCGCUAUCUAA
Adineta steineri is the source of this 891-nucleotide messenger RNA. The record is from the annotation of a GenBank genome assembly. Lineage: Eukaryota; Metazoa; Rotifera; Eurotatoria; Adinetida; Adinetidae.